CAAAAAUGUCAUUUCGCUUUCAACAUUUUGUUGAACGAAACCCUAACAGGCCUUAAGUUUCUAAUAAAACCCUUUUCAUCUCCCUUCGCCCUCAUUUCUGCUCUUACAUCGACACCCCUACGCCGCCGCACUCUUCCGCAACUACAAUGGCGUCAGAGAGGAAGCUAGCUAAUCCAAUGAGGGAGAUUAAGGUUCAGAAACUGGUUCUGAACAUCUCCGUUGGUGAAAGUGGUGAUCGUCUCACUCGUGCUGCUAAGGUUUUGGAGCAACUCAGUGGCCAAUCCCCUGUCUUUUCCAAGGCAAGGUACACUGUGAGAUCUUUUGGGAUCAGGCGUAAUGAAAAGAUUGCAUGCUAUGUAACUGUUAGAGGAGACAAAGCAAUGCAGCUUUUGGAGAGUGGAUUGAAGGUUAAGGAAUAUGAACUUUUGAGGCGCAAUUUCAGUGACACUGGUUGCUUUGGAUUUGGUAUCCAGGAGCACAUUGAUCUUGGUAUCAAAUAUGAUCCCUCAACUGGAAUCUAUGGAAUGGAUUUCUUUGUGGUUCUUGAAAGGCCAGGAUACCGUGUGGGAAGACGCCGAAGGUGCAAGGCGCGUGUUGGGAUCCAACACAGAGUUACAAAGGACGAUGCAAUGAAGUGGUUUCAGGUUAAGUAUGAAGGAGUUAUCCUCAACAAAUCCCAACAAAUUGGAGCAUAAGAGAUUUUGUUAUGUCCAUUUUGUCUUUUUCAAUCCAGACUAGUUAUGGUGUUGUUUUUGAUUUGUUUAUGUUAUGGUAGUAGUUCUUUUAGGCAGGAAGUUAUGCAAACUCCUUUUCAUUUUGCUCAAAUGUUUUCUACAAGAUUCUUGAGAUAAUGUUUUUGUUUUGGUAUCUUUAACAGAAAAAUGCUUUGUUUGA
Messenger RNA from Lactuca sativa (garden lettuce), 894 nucleotides. Its product is annotated as large ribosomal subunit protein uL5. Lineage: Eukaryota; Viridiplantae; Streptophyta; Magnoliopsida; Asterales; Asteraceae. The record is from RefSeq and is a predicted model, not a curated record. Gene Ontology annotation, biological process: translation. Gene Ontology annotation, molecular function: structural constituent of ribosome. Gene Ontology annotation, cellular component: ribosome.